Saccostrea cuccullata (small rock oyster) is the source of this 2131-nucleotide messenger RNA. RefSeq names its product polypeptide N-acetylgalactosaminyltransferase 11-like. Gene Ontology annotation, cellular component: Golgi apparatus. Gene Ontology annotation, molecular function: Notch binding; polypeptide N-acetylgalactosaminyltransferase activity. The coding region runs from base 178 to 2019 and encodes 613 amino acids. The transcript is spliced from 12 exons. Lineage: Eukaryota; Metazoa; Mollusca; Bivalvia; Ostreida; Ostreidae. The record is from RefSeq and is a predicted model, not a curated record. Gene Ontology annotation, biological process: protein O-linked glycosylation; regulation of Notch signaling pathway.
UGACAAAUGAUUUGAAAAAUGAAAGGACAACAUUGUUGCAUCUCUGUAGAAGUUUACCCGUGACGUCAGUUCUGUUAAAAGAUUUUGUAUCGUAAAACUGUUCAAAACUGAGUCCGUAUGCUGGGUAUAUCAAAGGACCAAAAGUACUGGGAGGAGAUGGUAUAAGACCACCAAGAGAUGAGAAAAAGAUUAAGCCUAAAAUGCUGUUUGAUUUGGUUUGGGAUUCCCCUAACUGUCUGGUUGACCUUUAACCUUUUCAGCUGGCACUUAAAGCUUACUGCUGACUGGAAUCAGCCCAAUAGGUUAAAAUUAAGGGCAAAGAAAACCCUGCUUGUCAGGAAGGAUAGUCUAAAAAAAGAAAAUGGAGGGGAAUCCCCUAAGUUUGAACAGCAAUGCGAGGCACUGUCAGAAGUCUUCAAUAAAGCUCUGGUGAAACGGUACAAUGUGACUGUCCUGCAUUCACUGGGUGUCGUAUUAAGCCCAGAGGAUCAGAAACUUCGAGAUGAAGGUUACCAGAAGUUUGCUUUCAAUGCAUUAAUAAGUGACAAAAUAGGAUUUCACAGAGCAGUCCCGGAUACUAGAUUUCCAAAAUGUCGAGAUGUGAAGUUUCCUUCCAUUGACUUAGAUGCCAGUAUUGUGAUCUGCUUUUUCAAUGAACAGCCAUCGGCUUUACUUCGUACUGUACACUCAGUUAUUGACCAGACUCCCCCAGAGCUGCUCAAAGAAAUUAUCCUAGUAGAUGAUAGUAGUACUUUAGAUGACAUUUCUUGCCAGAUAGAAACAUAUGUCAAUCAGCAUUUAAAAAAUGUGAAAUUUGUCCGCACCCCAGAGAGGCAGGGGUUAAUCAGAGCCAGGGUGUUUGGUGCAAACCAUGCUUCAGGAAAGGUUUUGGUCUUUCUAGACAGCCAUUGUGAAGUGAACACUGAUUGGUUAGAGCCUCUGUUGCUAAGGAUAUCACAUGACCCAAGCACUGUGGUUGUCCCGGUAAUAGACAUGAUCAACCAUGAUACAAUGGAGUACCAAUCGUCUCCCCUUGUCAGGGGAGGGUUUAACUGGGGCCUGCACUUCCGCUGGGAUCAGCUUCCAGCUAGUAUGCAAAGUGACCCUGAGCUUGGGUUGAAACCUAUACCGUCGCCCACAAUGGCUGGGGGGUUGUUUGCCAUGAGGAAAGACUACUUCCACCACCUGGGAGAGUAUGAUCUGGGUAUGGAUAUCUGGGGAGGGGAGAAUCUCGAGAUCUCAUUUAGGAUAUGGAUGUGUGGGGGUAGACUAGAGAUCAUUCCGUGUUCCAGGGUAGGACAUAUCUUUAGGAAGCGUCGGCCGUACGGAAAUCCUGCUGGUGGGGACACACUCAUCAGAAACUCACUCAGGGUAGCUCAUGUGUGGAUGGACGAGUACAAGGAGUAUUUCCUAAAGCAGAGGCCUCAGGCAGGGCAUUUAGACUACGGAGACAUAUCAGACAGGGUUUCCCUCCGAAAACACCUCUCAUGUAAAUCAUUCCAGUGGUACCUCAAAAAUAUAUAUCCUGAACAGGUGGUGCCUGGACAGACCAAUAAUGUUGAAAUAUAUCAUCAUUUUCCCAGAAACCAACUGAGGAAGGAACCGGUCAUUAUCAGACAUGGGCAGCUGACACAUGUGGAUUCCAGUUUAUGUGUUCAAUCUGAGAAAAAGCCAUAUACCAAGAAAGCAUUGCUCACUUUAGCUGCGUGUGAUACAAAGACCUUAGAUGGACAGAAAUCACAGAUGUGGUACGAAACUGUGGACAGUCAACUUCUCCUAGCUCAGUUGUUGUGUUUAGAUGUAGAGUCAGGAAUGGUUGGGAAGAGUUAUGCUAGACUAAUGAAGUGUCAUGGCAAUGGGGGCUCACAGGCCUGGACGUGGACUGACAAGGGUGAAACGUCAUUGCUUUACAAUCCUGCCAGUGGAAAAUGUUUGACCGUUACUGCUGCAACAGAAGGGGGAAACUUAUUUUUAGAUCUGUGUACUGGGACAAAGGAGCAGGCAUUCAGACUCAGUUGACACAGAUAGACAAACCAGCAAACAACAGUGAAUAUUAAGGGAAAUUUAGGGGAGUCGAAAGAAAAUCAUUUUUUUCCUAGAGAUUUUUAUGUAGAAUGAAUUUAUGCUUUAG